AUAUGUAUGUAUACAUAACUUUUGUUUUUGGAAAGUUUUUUAAGAACGUUAGGUGUCAUGAUUUUUGCAAAAUCCCUGCCGUUGGCAUGUCCAGAGCCUUGAUGUACAGAUUUAUUUACGCACACAUAUAUUUCAGCUGCGCAUGUGACUUUGGAAAGUUUACAGUACAUGAGGAAGGAAGACUUGAAAGAAGCCAUACCACCUCUUGGCCUUCGGAUGGAAUUCCGGGAGAAGCUCUUUAUGUGGAAAAAACGAGAGACGAUGAUACAAUUUCCGUGCCAUCUAAUGUGGGUGCUUGGCUAGAAACGAAAACAGAAAAUACAAAGCAAAUCCUAAAAAAGGAUUUGACAACUUUGCUUAAGGAUUCUGUGCGAGGCGAGCUCUUCUUAUGUCUGACUACAAAAAUAAAACACUUACACAUGCACAAAGAGAGGAUAUAAUUAAUAUUGUAUUGGAAGAGGUUAUUUCAAAGAAUAUUAAUCUUAGAGUGCAGGACUUUCCUUGCAUAGUGGACGAAAUAUGCUCCAUAUUUCCCAGUGAAGUUAAUAUGCAGGACUAUUACUUCAUUUCGAGGCAAGGAAGAAACAAUCCGUCUGGAAAGUUGUAUUCAAAGUAUAAAAACCAAAAAUCGAAGCACCGAAAGGUUGAAGGUUUAUCUGAGUCGUCUGAGAGCAAAGAUAAAAACUAUGCUAACAGAUCGCUUGUCCAAACUCCAGAAGUUGAUGAGUCGAUCUCCGAAGCAUAUAAAACAUCCUUAAACAGAGACUGUGCGGAUUGGGCCGAAGUUUGCGACAAAUGGAAGAAAACCUUUCAUUUAAGGCAGCGAGACCUAUGUAAUUUGAGUCCUUUGGAUUUUUUUCAAGCUUGGUCAAAAUUGUCACAUGCACAGGCUUCUGAUUUGAUUGAAAUUGAUUUUCAGUUCAUGUAUCCUGAGAAAACACAUUUAUUCCUUGCUAAGUGGGAAACUUUUAAAGCAAAAAUUAUUAAUUACUAUGAGAAAAACAUAAGCAACGAAUACUGUAGGCAAAUACCUGCUACAGCUAAAUCGUCAAAUAAUAAAGAUGUCCAGGACUAUUUAAUUACAAUUCUUCUAAAUGCUGUAUUACCUUCCGGCGCCAGAUUCAAAAGCGAAAGCGGUAAAAAAGCCAAGAAAGUAACUAUAGUUGAUUCUCAGGAAAGUUUGGUUUUGCGGCUCCCAACUUUGAAUUAUUACCAACGGCAGGUCAAUGCCGUAAUUAACAAAUACUACUCAGAAGGGUUAACCAUACAACCUUUUUUGAUUGUCGAAGGGCUGUCAGAUACAAAUAUAAGCGGUUUCUUUCUGUACCUUGAUAAUAAUUUGCUUAAGUUUAAUUCGUUCAUUCAAAGCAUAGAUAUUUGUUUUAAAAUAUUUCAAAUAAUGAAUCUUAAAUAUCCAGAAGCUUGUCAGGACCCCUGGCUUUUUAUUGAAAAUUUUUUUUUUCUAACUUAAACAAAGUUCGACUUCUAAUCGUCAAAUAUUACAUCACUUGUAAGCUUUUUGAACACUGCUUAGAAAAUAACGGAAAGAUGUAUACUUGUUUUCGUUGUUUAAAAAUCUUUGCAGCACCUGCAAUUUUGAUAGUUCAUUUUAAAAAAGAUCACUUAUUAACACGAAAACUGUUAAAAAUACAAUGUAUUCAAAACAACUGUAAUCAAACUUUUACUAAUUUUUCUUAUUUUCGCAUACAUUUUGAAAAUAAAUAAAACAGAUGACUUUCGCUGUGAAACAAGUGAAUUGGUAAAUAUCGACUUGUAGUGAGCUAGUUUCUAAGGGAACACGAUAUAAAGCAAAGUAUUAUUUGUCUAUAAAUAGAAUAGGUUUUGAAUUAUAUAAAAUUAAAUGUUUACUUAUCCAUAACGAAAAUGCUUUUGUACUUUG
This is a messenger RNA of Rhagoletis zephyria (snowberry fruit fly), 1900 nucleotides long. RefSeq lists its product as uncharacterized. NCBI's taxonomy places the organism in Eukaryota, Metazoa, Arthropoda, Insecta, Diptera, Tephritidae. The record is from RefSeq and is a predicted model, not a curated record.